This is a messenger RNA of Oryctolagus cuniculus (rabbit), 1327 nucleotides long. It is a transcript of the gene STOML2, whose product is annotated as stomatin like 2. The record is from RefSeq and is a predicted model, not a curated record. Gene Ontology annotation, cellular component: membrane; mitochondrion. NCBI's taxonomy places the organism in Eukaryota, Metazoa, Chordata, Mammalia, Lagomorpha, Leporidae. Gene Ontology annotation, biological process: mitochondrion organization.
AAGUACAUCCGGGGGAGUGGCCCUGCGGGCGGAAAGGCUCGGGUCUGGGCUGCAGGAGCGGCCGCUCUGCUCCUCGUCUCGUUGGUUCCGGAGGUCGCUGCUGCGGUGGGACAUGCUGGCGCGCGCGGCGCGGGGCACUGGAGCCCUCUUGCUAAGGGGCUCUGUGCAGGCGUCCGUCCGCGCUCCGCACCGCGCCUCCUCUGGAUUGCCCCGAAACACCGUGGUACUGUUUGUGCCUCAGCAGGAGGCCUGGGUGGUGGAGCGAAUGGGCCGAUUCCACCGGAUCCUGGAGCCUGGCCUGAACAUCCUCAUCCCUGUGUUAGACCGGAUCCGAUACGUGCAGAGCCUCAAGGAAAUUGUCAUCAACGUGCCCGAGCAGUCGGCUGUGACUCUUGACAAUGUAACUCUUCAAAUUGAUGGGGUCCUGUACCUGCGCAUCAUGGACCCUUACAAGGCAAGCUAUGGUGUGGAGGAUCCCGAGUAUGCGGUCACCCAGCUAGCUCAGACAACCAUGAGAUCAGAGCUUGGCAAGCUCUCCCUGGACAAAGUCUUCCGGGAGCGGGAGUCUCUGAAUGCCAACAUUGUGGAUGCCAUCAACCAGGCUGCGGACUGCUGGGGCAUCCGCUGCCUGCGUUAUGAGAUCAAGGAUAUCCAUGUGCCUCCCCGGGUGAAAGAGUCCAUGCAGAUGCAGGUAGAGGCAGAGCGGCGAAAACGGGCCACAGUUCUAGAGUCGGAAGGGACCCGAGAGUCGGCCAUCAAUGUGGCAGAAGGGAAGAAACAGGCCCAGAUCUUGGCCUCUGAAGCAGAAAAGGCUGAGCAGAUCAAUCAGGCUGCAGGAGAGGCCAGUGCAGUUCUGGCCAAGGCCAAGGCCAAGGCUGAAGCUAUUCGUAUCCUGGCUGCAGCUCUGACACAACAUAACGGAGAUGCAGCAGCUUCACUAACUGUGGCCGAGCAGUAUGUCAACGCAUUCUCCAAACUGGCCAAGGACUCCAAUACUAUCCUGCUGCCUUCCAAUCCCGGGGACGUCACCAGCAUGGUGGCUCAGGCCAUGGGUGUGUACGGGGCCCUCACCAAAGCCCCGGGAUCCGGGGCCCAGGACUCAGUUUCCCGUGGCAGCGGCCGAGAUGUCCAAGGCACAGAUGCAAGUCUUGAUGUGGAACUUGAUCGGGUCAAGCUGAGUUAGUGGAGCUGGGCGUGGUCAGGGAGUCCCGGGGCAGGGGAGCAGCACUUCCAGAUUCUGUCUGUGGCCUCCCUGCCACGAGUUUGCUUUUUAUUUUUUUAUUUGAACUUUAAUCAUGUAAUAAACUCACCAGUAGCAAACCAGAAA